This is a messenger RNA of Ixodes scapularis (black-legged tick), 3879 nucleotides long. It is a transcript of the gene SWIP, whose product is annotated as WASH complex subunit 4. Gene Ontology annotation, biological process: endosome organization; endosomal transport. Bases 62 to 3502 code for a protein of 1146 amino acids. The transcript has a single exon. The record is from RefSeq and is a predicted model, not a curated record. Gene Ontology annotation, cellular component: WASH complex; endosome. Lineage: Eukaryota; Metazoa; Arthropoda; Arachnida; Ixodida; Ixodidae.
CAUUGGAUAUUCAGCCAACGCCUAUUCAGCACACUGGAUGAAAUGAAGAGAGGCGUCACCGAUGGCGGCUGAUCGGUGGGACAAGGAUGUGGACGAUGGAGUUGUCCGCAUUGUUGGACAACUCCAACUGCGUAAAUAUGGCAAGUUCAUGGAGGAAUUCACAACACAGCUCAGGAGCAUUGAGCAAUCUUUGGAUGAGACGAUUUGUGAAGCAUGGGACAUGGAAUCGGAUGCAGUCUCUCUCCAGCACCUCCCCUACGAAAACACGACGCUACUCGAGCUCAUCUCGACGGACAACAAGAUCCUGAACAAGGUGAUCACCGUCCUGGCUGCUCUUUGUGCCGAGGCGAAGCACUUAUGCCACGAGGCCAAGACCCGGUUCCACAGCUCGCUCCUUUUCUACGGAGAAGGCAGCCUCGCAAGCAACAACGUCCCGGACGGCGAGCCGCAGGUGGCCGUGGGGAGGAUGGUCGCCCUGAUGCAGGACCUCUCGUGCCACGUGAGCCGAUGCUACCUUGUCGCCAAGAACAUCGUGCAGCAGAUGUCGGCGCUCUUCGACAAGAGCAAGCCGUCGUGCGUCAUCGACGUCACGGACGUGCACUUCCAGACGGUCUUCGAACACCUCGGCCAAAUGCUCGCGUCCUUGGUCACUCUGGACGAGAUUGUGCAAGCACAGAGUGCGUUAAGGGAACACUGGACGCUCUACAGGAGGAUGCUCAAGUCGGUGCACCACAAUUGCGCCAAGUUUGACGUGGCUCCUGAGGACCUCAAGGCUCUGGACAAGCUCAUGGGCCAGCUUGAGUACCAGCUGCUCCAGGGCCGCAUCUUCAUGGGCUGCCUCGAGCAAGGCUUUGACGACACCAGCCUCUGCGUCGCCAAAAAUGGUGCCUUUGCUGAAGAGUUUGCCCUCAACAUUCGCAACUGGUUCACCCAGGUCGACGCCAAGCUUGGGGAGACCAAUGAGCUGGACAAGCGGAAACAGCUUAUUGGAAUCUAUGCGCUGUAUGUUCUCUAUUACUACAUCUAUCGCACUAUUGACAAGAAGUUCUUCAAGGCACUCUGGGAUGUAUACAAGAAGGUGCCAGCGGUUCACAUCCUAGGGAACAUACUCUGGUUUCCAGACCAGUUUCUGAUGCUCCAGAUGCCGCAAGUGAUCAGAUCCCUUGAUAAGAAAGCCCAAGAUGCCGUUAAGAUGCAAAGGCUAAACUUUCUUCAGCAGAAGUCUGCUUCACUUUCCAAAGAUGUGCAGGCUCUACAUGUCCAAGUGUCUUCCUGGCUUCUACGCAUGGAGUCUGCUUUCCAGAAGGAUACAGACAAGCUUCUAGAAGACCUUAAUCGUAGAAGUUCUCUUCUUCUUCAAGGAAUCUACUUUGGCUGGUACAUCUCUCACCAAGUGACAACUGUCAUGAACCUUCAUGUGGCACUGUCCAAGCCAAUGACAAAGUCAUCGGUGCUGCUUCUCGGGAAGAUGAUAGAGAUGAUGAAGGCUAUUGAGGCUAUGUUUCACAGGCAGACAGUCAAAAUCUGCGACUCUGUCACCCAUAUCAUACAGCACCUUUCGUAUGUGGCGCUCUUUGCUGUCAGCAAUGCUAAAAAGAGGCUAGUGUCUGACAAGGUAUCCGACAAGAAGUACAGUGAGCGUAGACUUGAUGUUUUGUCUUCCCUGGUUUUGGCCGAGAAAUGCUUGAACGGCCCAGCCACAAAAGAGAGGAGACUCAUCAUUCACUUGGCAAUAGCUGUCGGAGUGCAAAUGAAGAGUUUCAAAGAAGAAGAGAUCAGCUCCUUUCACUCGGUCAUGCGCAAGCUGGACCUGAUUGGCGAGUUGCAAGAAAAACUGCAGGAGGGUUGUGAUGGCAGCUUCCUCUACUGGCACAGGGUAGUCUUUCCUAUCUUCUUGGAUGAUGUUUACGAGAGUGCUGUGGACGGACAUCGUAUCCACUUCCUGGUUGCUGCACUCAAGGACUGUGCUGGACCCAUUCGCAUGACAAAACACGAGUCUAACCCCCAGGUCAUCUUGGACAAGUUUAAGGAGGAAAUGUACAGCCAGUUCAAGGAGCAUAUCCUGGACAAACUCUGCAAGGACAUUGAAACAGAUUUGCGACUUCAAACUCAUUCCCACCUUCAGUUGGAUGACCGAAAUCCAUUCCGUGUUGGUCUUAGAGACUACUCGCAAAUCCUGCACAUUCGUCCUAUCAAGCUCUUUGACUUGACAAUUAAUGUUCGAGCUUUUGUGGAACACUACCUGGACAAAACAUUCUACAACCUCACAACUGUGGCCCUCCAUGAUUGGAAGACGUACGGUGAGAUGCGCAGCAUGGCGAGGCAGCGCUACGGCUUGACUACUGUUGAAGCCCACCUCCCCAGUCAGACCCUGGAGCAAGGCCUGGAUGUUCUCGAGAUAAUGAGAAACAUUCAUGUCUUCGUAUCCCGCUACUACUACAACCUCAACAACCAGAUAUUUGUAGAGCGAACGAGCAACAACAAGCACCUCAACACCAUUAACAUCCGCCACAUUGCUAACUCAAUACGCACGCAUGGCAUUGGCAUCAUGAACACCACGGUGAACUUCACCUAUCAGUUUUUACGGAAGAAGUUUGUCAUCUUCUCUCAGUUCUUGUUCGAUGAGCACAUCAAGUCCCGUCUCAUCAAGGACCUGCGCCACUUCCGAGAGACACGCAGCCAGAGUGAUCCAAAGUACCCAUUCGACCGAGCUGAGAAGUUCAACCGAGGUAUCCGGAAGCUGGGAAUGACUCCAGAAGGAGAAAGCUACCUGGACCAGUUUCGGACUCUUGUGAGUCAAGUUGGCAAUGCCAUGGGCUACGUCCGAAUGAUCAGGUCUGGCGGACUCCACUGCUGUAGCAGUGCCAUCCAAUUCGUUCCAGACCUUGAGUAUGUAGCCAACUUCGAAGAACUUUCCCGUGAAGCUCUCAUGAAUGACGACUGCAUCGAGGCUGCCCAGAGGCUAGAUGCUGUUGUCACAAGCCUUGCCAAGAACUUCUCGGAAGGAAGCGAAUAUUUCCGCCUACUUGUGGACGUAUUCUCACCCACCUUCCGUGACCCCAGCAACAUGCACCUGAGGAACUUCUUUGUGAUCCUACCUCCGCUAACGCUCAACUAUGUGGAGCAUGCUGUGGCUUGCAAGGAAAGGAUGAGUCGAAAGAACAAGGUUGGAGCAGCCUUCACAGAUGAUGGCUUUGCAAUGGGUGUGGCUUACAUUCUCAAGCUGCUCGACCAGUACCAGGAGUUUGACUCCUUGCACUGGUUCCAGUCGGUGUCUGAAAAGUUUCAGAAAGACAGUGCCCAAGUGAACGAGCAAAGGAAGGCAGCUGUUGGAAAAGAAGACGAGAAACUUCAGCAAGCCAUGUCUCUAACCGGAAAAAGGCUCGAGACAUACCAGCAUGAGUUUGACUUGCUCAAUUACUCGCUGAGUAGCGCUCGUAUCUUCUUUAGGGCUGACCUAACUGCUGCUGAAGAGAAGCAGGAGAAAGUGGAUGAUGUCUGAGCCUAGGCACUCAACCUAGGCAUUUGUGUGCCCGGCACAUGCUUGCUUGUGGUCGUAACUGGUGGGGAGGAAAUCGCUUCAGAGGGUAGGCUUGAGCGGACUUUCUAUAUCCCGCAUUAUUUUUCUGCUUCAGAGCAAAGCUAAGUUGUUAUUGCUUUUCUAAUCAAAGUGGGUCCCUUAGUUUUUUGUUUAUUUUAUCCACCAAGCCAUCUAGUCCAAAUACUGACAUGUGGACAUACAAGCUGUGAAUAGGAUGCAACAUUUAUACUUUAUAAAGCUACCACUUGUAUCUCAAGCAUUGCCGAUGUUAUGAAUUGCGGUGAAUCAUAUGGUCUUGUUUGGAUUACAACUGAGUAAUAAAACGAGAAAUUUGGGCA